Messenger RNA from Triplophysa rosa, 5272 nucleotides. RefSeq names its product tumor necrosis factor alpha-induced protein 2-like. The record is from RefSeq and is a predicted model, not a curated record. Gene Ontology annotation, cellular component: exocyst. Gene Ontology annotation, molecular function: SNARE binding. Gene Ontology annotation, biological process: exocytosis; exocyst localization. The coding region runs from base 372 to 1256 and encodes 294 amino acids. Lineage: Eukaryota; Metazoa; Chordata; Actinopteri; Cypriniformes; Nemacheilidae. The transcript has 6 exons.
GCGAGGCUAGACCGUCUCAUUUCAGUUCGGUUCUUGGACUUUUGAGGCUGCGUGCUUUGAAAAACAAGUCCUCGUUUUUAAAUCCGCGACCUAAGAAGGUUGUAGCCCCCGAAUUGGGACACAGCCAGUGGCUCAAAUCCAGUGUCACCACUCUUGUUUUAUAGCUUAUUCAUUCAGCUGUGACAGACAUCAAAACAAUUAUGGGCUCUGAAAGUAAAUCUGGAUAUAUUAUUUGCCACUUGGACAGUCUUCUAAUAAGGUAAAUACAUUUACUUUUACAUGUACAGUAUGCCUGUUUUAAGUGACUUGAAGGUACAAGUUUUAUUUUCUGUAAUGCCUGGGAAGUGAACCAACAACCUUUUGUAAGCGCAAUGCACUACAAGUUGAGCUACAGGAACACUUUUUUUUUGUCCUAUUCUCAUCGGAUUGAAAUUAGACUUAACAUGUUUUCCUUGUUUUUCAACAAUGGCAGCUAUAUGAAAUGUCUUGAGGAUCAUACUAAAACAAAACAAGAAAAUAUUCCCAAAACUCUCAGUGCUAGUCUGGUUAACAUUCACCUGUUCGGGGAUUAUGUACAAAAGGCAGAAAAUCUGUUCCCAGAGGAGACUAAAACAGCAUGUUUAUCCACAAUAGCAAACGUCAAAACAAUUUGUCACAAAUAUUUUCUCAGUCGAAUUCACACCGAUCUAAAGCCACUGUACCGUAAGAUUUGGACUCAAGCCUGGUUAGCAGACCACGAUGACGUAAUACAGGGGCUGGUGAAAGAGCUUGAAAAUCACAUAGAUAAUCUGAAACAGCUGAAGCCUGUCUGCCGUGAGGAACUUGUGGGCGAGCUGCAUGUUGAAGUAAUGGUCGAGUAUGUGAGGCGAAUGAUGAAGAGAAAACUGAAGCUGAGAGAGAAAUCAAAGCAGGAACAAACUGCAGAUUUAAUGUGCAAAGACAGCCAAAUAAUCUGCUCUGUGUUUGCCGAAGCGGGGUCAAAAGAGGAAUGGCUUCCUGAAAUACUGCCAAAGUUAUCUGAGAUUCUGAGGCUUCAGGACCCUGGGAGUCUACAACUUGAGAUUGUCAGUCUAGUAAAAGACUUUCCUGAUUUGAGUGAGCAGCAUAUUCUCGCUGUCUUGAACCUGAAGACCAACCUUUCGAGUUCAGAUCUGCGCAAGAUCAAAGGGUGUUUGAGGGACAACAGGAGCAUUCUGAAUGCUGAGUCUUCAUCUUCCUUCUUUUCUAAAGUAAUUGUGAAAAAGAAAAUCCUAUAAGUGCCUUUAUCCACCUUUUUUUUUAUUAUUAUUUUUUAUCCACCUUAUUUUUUUAUUAUUCUUUUUUUAUCCACCUUAUUUUUUAACGUGGAAGAAAACGAUGUGACGUACUUGUCUUGAAACUUCUGUUUUAUUAGCUGGCUAGUGGAAAACAAUGGAAGUGGUGUCGCAGGAGCAUGCUCAAAACACUGUAAAAACAGCUCAGGUGAAUAUUUUUCACACCCCCGAUGUAUUAUAGUGGGAGGAUGAAGUGGCCUGAUAUAUCAUAUGAAGAUAUAUUCAAUUAUUAGUUGACGGGUCUUCGAUGCGCAACUAACGCACUACAUUUACUUCGUUACAUUUACUUGAGUAACAUUUAGGAAAAUAUGUACUUUUAAAGUAAAAUUAAAAGUCGGUACUGUAAGAUAUUAAUUUUGUCUAGGUUGAAAGUCGUAGUCAGUCAAUGGAACACCCAGAAGCUCUGGAUCCAGGGACCAAGAAUGAGUGAACUGCACUUCUGUGUCUGUGUCAAAGUCAAAUGUUUAUUGAGGACAUGUCCAAUAUAUAGGAAUAAAUGAGGAAAUGAUGUAAUGCUCUGACCCAGACACUUCGGUAGAUGGAAAAUCAUGAAACAUAAAUGUUAGUACUUUUUGCUUAGGUUAGCAUUAUGUGAGUUCUGUGUUCUCUAUAUCUGGAACAUCCUGAUACUGGUACAGCCACUUCAAGUCGUAAUUCUCAGUGACACUUAUAAGUGAUCAAUAACAUAAACAGGAUAUAGCAUAAAACUAUGUGGAAUACCAGGUGUGGGACACAGGCAAAACCUAAAAUCUCACAGGUAAUUUUACUCUUACUUGAGUAUAUUUCUAAUAGAAAAUCUGUACUUUUACUCCGUUACAGUGCGUGACGUUCCUUCGUUACUUCAUUUUAAAAUAUGCAUUUUAAAAUGCGUUGUUUAUUUCAAAGUUGUCGUCUCUUUUCACUGUUGCAUUCCCGAGUGAUUGAUUCUUUUGAAAGCAUUAAUUGAACAAUGGGCAAAACCGUCUGAUUAGGUUCACGAAUCAGUUCAAAUGAUUUGUUCAGCGAUCUGAAUCACCUGAAACGGCGGGUGACUCACUCCUCGUAGCGGGAAACAACAACAUGCAGAACACAAAGAGCGUUGGACAAAGGGGAUAUGAAUCUAUAUCAAACCAAAACUGCAAAUGCGUUAUGUUUGCCAGCAAUGAUAAAUGCCCGCCAUAUGCGCGCGCCUGCCCGCGCGACCUUUUCGUCAAACACAGCAACAUACGCGCGACCUGUUAGACACAGAGAUGUGGGCUUGCAGAAAUAUACAUUUGAAGAAUAGAAGAAAGGAAACUUGUUGAUGGGCGUGUGGUUCACUGUUUACUGUUUGUUUACAAGUAAGAGCUUUUCACCACACACAUGUGACAACAUGAGAAAACAUGAGUUUUGUCUGAAAUCAGUUUGUAUUUCAUAUUAGAGAGCACUGCAGAUGUUCUAGAUCAUCUUAGGAAAUGCUCUGAGUUUAGUUUAGUUCAUUGUAAACGCAAAACUCUGCAGGUUCACUUUAGUUUGACAUGGUCUAUUAUUCUACAUACUGUUGUGUAAGCUACAUUGACAUUGGAACUAGAUGAAAUUUAAAGAAAUGCUUGUCUCUUCUGUGUUCGUCUGUUAGUCUCUCUGUGUGUGUAUUGCAAAGAUAUAUGCUUAUGAUAAGAACAAUAAUUAAAAAUAUUUAAUAAAAUAUCAUCUUAAAAUAUUGGUAUUAGUAAAAGAUAAUUUUAUGAAUAGUAUUUAAUCAGAUACAAGGUAACUAGUAACUAGCUAUUUGAGUAGUUUUUUCAUUUUUACUUUUACUCUAUUGCAAUGUCUUUAAAAUUACAUUUCAUGCAGUGUGUAAUGUUGCUGUGUGUGAAUGUAUGUAUGCGUAUUGGCUUGGGAAAAAAGGAGUCGACUCUGAAUCACGCGAACGAGUCGUCUGUCAUUCUAAUUUCAGUUCCGGGUCAUAUUUGCGUCACGCCGUGUAAUUCUUACUAAUCUCGUGUAAUAUUUACCAAUCUCACAGCAGACUAGACCAUCUGACCAAUCAGAUCAGAGUGGGCUGACCGAAAGAAACGGAUUAGACAGUUGAGAGUCAGUCAAGAAGUAAGGUAACAUUAGGCUUGUUCGAGAUGGACAAAUUCUGCUAAGAAUCUAUUAAAAGUGAUUCAGCGCAAGAUGCAUGCCGGUUAGAAAUGUGUCCGAGUUACGUCCGCCUUUCUCUGAUGUCAUGCUGACGUGUGCCAAAAAACUCUCGCAGGGGCAAGCGGCCUGGCCGAAAUCCGCAGGCCAGCGCAGUUGCUUCCCCCGACUGCGUUGAUGAAAAGCACGAUGGGAAACGACUUGCUAUCGACACAGCUUAAAUGCUCAAUUGGCGAGAAUGUCAGCUGAUAUCUUUUUGCUUAAGUGUUCCAUUAAUAAGUCCAUUAACCGAAGUAGUUUUUUGUGUGUGAUUUAUAUGUGGAAAAACACACCUCUGUGAAAUAUAUUGUCCUCAUAACCACCUUCACGUAGAAGCAGUGGCAACUGAAUUGCAUCGAUUUCAUCUGCGAUAAAAAGCGCUUUUUUAUUAAAGUAGGCUAUAACAAAAACAUUACAAAACAGUAUACAGUUUACAUUCAAAAACAUCCAUUUUAAGAGGGGCUAAGACAAGAAAAAAAUAUAAAAGAUAAUACAAACCAAACAACAAAGACAAAAAAGAAAGAAAAAAAAUCUAAAAUUUCAAUCCAUCCAUAUGAAUAAAUACAACACAAGAAAUUAUCAUUUAUAUUAUCGAAUAAGUCUAACAAAAUUCCAGCUUUUUAUUAUUUGCUUAAGACAGCGUUUUUGAAUAUUGUCCCAAAUAAUUCUUAAAUACUAUCAACAGGGUGAUUUAAAAAUUACACUUGGAAAUAAAAUUCUAAGAUAAAAAAGUAAGUUAUUAAUAAAUAAAAAACCUUCAACCUCCUUUUUCACAGUUUCCAUAUUUAAUUUUAUAUAAACGACAUGUUAAAUUUAACCACAAUUAUUGUACUUUGUCCAGGAAUGAUAGAAACAUAUGCUCUGAAAGAAAAUAUGCUCUGUGGUUUCUGGAAAUGAGUUACCGAAUUUACACAAUAAUAAACUCUCCAGAAGGAUAAAUAUCACAUACAGUUUUUAAAGGAAUUUCUUAGAUUUUUGGGAUAAACUGGAAACUUUAAAUAGGAUGUAUGUUUAAGCAUUCGUUUGUCAAAGUAAAGAUCUAAAUUCUUUCUUUCAGACUUGACUGGCUGAGACUUUGUCUAAUAUAUUUUAUAUAAUAUAAUUUCUCGCUUUUAAACUCAGUUGCGAUAAAAAAUGCGAACACGAUCUAUUCCAUUGCUGACGUUUCCAGUCGACUCGACAGCACGAUUUGGGAAGUGUCCUGUGCUGUUUUCACUCCUCCCCUUACUGCAGCCGCCUGCUCACGUCUUCUUUUCAUGCGCGGCAAGGCGCAUCUCGAACAAGCCUAUAACUGCCUAUUAUUAGAAAAUGAAAGUGUUUUUACACCAUUUAUGUACGUAAACUUGUUGUUGGACACUCCAUAAUCCAAAGUAGGACCUUAAAAAUCACAAAAUAUUUACUCUCUAAGACUGUCAUCAAAAACUAUAGAUGUUCAGUAUAUACUAUUUAUAAAUAUUUAGCUGUAUAAUGUCUAUUAUAAAAGUAUGUUCCUCAUGAACUUCCAUGAAGAUUCUAGAAUUUUUUUUCUUGUUUGUCAACAUGUGUACACUACUGGUUUAGGAACGUUUAUGAUCACCCACUCAUUCUGUAUUAAUAUUUUUUUCUUUAUUAAAUAAAAGUAAACUCCUCAAAACUAUUGAAUAACACAAUUUAACUGUGUUGUGACUAAAGCAAUCCAAAAAUAAACCAAAAAAUAUUAUUUUUAGCAUCUUUAAAGCUGUAACCUUUUGCCUAUAUCUUGAAAUAUUGAAUUCUUGGCAUUAUAUCAACCUUAACCCUGCAAUGCUUUUUAAAACUAAAUAAAUUCCUAUCUACUUUGA